CAGAUCAAUAUCCUGAGUUCAACUAAAACAAUUUUCGACACAAACACUAGUUUACUUACAUAAAACCAUAAGAGAUCUUUUCCACGAAGUGACCGAAAGCAGCAAAUCAAUGUCGUUCAAAAGAAAAUAUUAUCGACGUAAAGUGUAGUGAGCUAUUUUUUUAUUUCUGUUUUGUGUCCUAGUCCUGGUUCAGAAAAAAUCAAACGCGUAAUUGUGAACUGAGAAAUAAGUGUUUAUGUAAAAAAAACUAUCCUAACCCCGAAAUUUAUCCUGAAAAUUCCGCGAAACAAAUUCAAAAAGAAAAAAAUUGUUAAAACGAUCAAAAAGUUACCAGCUAAACAGUAUUUUCCGCAAAUGGCCACAAAUUCUACGUACAAUAAGGAUAACGCAAAAGCCUGCGCUGCAACAAUGACGCACGAAAGGUACACCGACACCAACGCGGAUACUCCGCCGACACACAGCCGUAGUCAGCAGUCGUCCUCGAAUGACAAAGCAAAUGUUGGGGCCGACGCCAGCGUUAGUAGCGCGCCGCAUGCACUCCCGCACGCUACCGAUAGCCACCGUUUGGGUGAUGAUGUCUUUGAAAAUGCUUUCGACGAGUCUAUGGCCUGCUUGGAACAAGCCGAAGUGGAUGGUUAUGAAUCGGACUCGGAAAGCGCCAACGAAUACGAUGAUACGGUUAGCGAUUCUCUUGCGCACGGCCUACGUACAAUUGAUAGUGAUAGUCUCACCUUCUCGAGCGGUUUUGGCAGCUCGGUGCUGUCUAGUUUUCCACCAACCGGCACCUUUGACUAUCACAGCUACAGCAGUAGUAGCGAUAGUGACGAGGAAAUUGGCGCCGCUGGUGUGCAAAAUGACGAACGUUUGGCCAAAUUUUCGACGGCAGAGUCUUGCAAUUUGGAUAUCUUCCAUACGCGCCCGUAUCUUUUGCCCUUCGUUGAGCGUCGCCGCUUGUCGCAAUGCAAGGAGGAGGAUGAGGAUGAUGGCGAUAAGUCACCGCAGCCACACACUAGCGACGCAUCCGCGCCAAAAUUCGAGAAGUCGCUGCCCACACCGCCACCGCCACCACCGCCAUCGGCCACUGAUGAGGCAUCCGCUGAAAAGUUCAAAGAACUCGAACGUUUGCGGCAACAAUUCAUGCAUAAAAUUGACAGUAUCAACACCAAUAAUGUGGACGAUAUUAAAACGGUGCCGGUGACCGCAGAUAGUUUUUCGCCACCACCGCCGCCGCCUAUACCGCCAACCGUAUUGCCGCCUUCACUAAUUAAUUUGCUGCAAUCGACAAGGAAAAAACCACUAGCGAUGAUUAAGGCAGCCGAACCGCGCAAGGCAAUAAUGCCGGCACCACAAAAAUCACCGGCGGCUAAGAUGGCGUCAAGCGAAAUGUUGGGUGACAAUCAAUCGUGUGCCCCAAGCUAUGCUAGCAACGUGUCUACCGCGAACCACAAACAAAUUACGCACACCGAGGCAGCAGUGUUGAUACCAAUUCAAACAAAACCCACCACAACUAGCCAUCUGUCAAGCCACACCAUAUUAUCUGCAGGCGACACCGCCGUAAAUGCAACAAAAGUUGCGCAACCCACAUUGCCACGCGCUGAAAGCUCAGAGAAAAUGGUUAUUAAAGGUAAAUUCACCGUAACCAAAGCCAAAGAGACACCCGAACUGCAACAACUACGCACCGAGGCGGAUAAGCUGAAACAUUUGAGCUCAAGCGCGAAUGCACACACCAUCAGCUUUCCCAGCAGCUAUGGUGGUUAUACCUCUGUGCAGGGCCUCUUCUCUCAACGCUACGGCAGUCACAAAUUUCCCGUUGUUGCUCCGCAUCUUUCAAAGAAAUUUUUCGAUGCAUCUUUGGUUGAAAUACGUACACCGGCCGCCAGCAAUACAUCGUUGAAUCAAGUCGGCUUCGAGGAGCGCCCCAAGAGUGUACAGAUCUCAAAAACCAAUACGACUACACCCAAAGCCCAUACAACAACUCUCAAUCACCACCAAAGUUACAAUAAUUGUGAUAAUAGUUUAGUGAAAUCGCGCGGUGAUCUCGCGCAUUUAGAUGAUGUGUGGAUCAAACGAUCGACGACAGCAACACCGCCAAAGAGGCAAAUGACGGACGAGAGCGCAUUCGAAAGUGGCCGAACAACGGCUGCGCCAUCUGAAGAUGAACAAGAUGGACGUUUGCCUGGCUCGCGACCCUCUAGCGCACCGGCGGAACCCAAUGCCAAAGCAGCACGCAAGGCUUCCAAAAAGAUGGAGAAGGAGGCGAAGCGACAAGAAAAGGAAGCUAGUCGUCGCGAAAAGGAGGCGCGCAAGCUGGAGCGUGAAACAGCGCGUCGUCAAGAACGCGAAGCGGCCAAACUGGAGAAGCUCAAUCGCAAUAUGGAGAAAAUAUCACGCAGUACCGAACGUGUUGGCGCCACACCACGCUCCGGUUCGUUAGAGCGACGACGCAGCGGUGAAGAUUCACCCGUGCUGAAUCAGUCGACAGUGCACGGUAUCGCGAGUCCCAAUCGUCGUCCCACCAUAUUCGAUGUAUUUAGACAGCGUACCAAAUCGGAUACGAAGCGUAAAGAUUCACUGCUUCUGGUCACUGGUAGUGGCACUGUAGCCGGCGCGCCUGGUACGGAUAACAGCAGUUCGAGUAGUACACACUCUGGCAGUGGUGGUGGCGGUGGUGGUGUUGUUGGCGGUGGUGGUAUUAUGAAUCAAAUGAAAGUGGUCAUGCAGAAUUCGGGUUUGAUUGGCGGCCAUCAUCAUCAUCACGAUAAACGUCAACAUCCAGCGGUAACGAUAACCGCCGCGGAAGGUGGCAGUGCGAAGAAUAAGUACAAAGAUGGUUCGGCGCAUCCGCAUCAAGGCAGCGAUGCUCAGUACUAUCACACCGUUACAGCGGUACGUCGUGCUGACGCCUCCCGCUCACCAAUGACCAAAGUAAUGGAUUUGUUUAGGAGCCGUUCAAAUUCGGCGGCAACCGAAGCGGAUAAACGCAAAGCGCGAGCAGCAGCGCAUCAACAGCAGUUGGCCGUGCAAAGUGCUCAUAUGCGUCGUGCCUCAGCCGAUUUGGAGAAACGACGUGCUUCUUUGGGUGCAGCCAGUCGAGGCUUACGUGGCGACGGUACUUUAGAUCCGCAUCAUGCCGCUAUUUUAUUCCGCGAUUCCAGAGGGUUGCCGGUCGCUGAUCCAUUCCUGGAAAAAGUAAACCUCUCAGAUUUUGAAGAAGACGACUCACAAAUUUUCGUGAAAUUCUUCCGGUUCCAUAAGUGCUACGAUCUAAUACCAACCUCUGCAAAAUUGGUGGUAUUCGAUACACAAUUGUUGGUGAAGAAAGCUUUCUAUGCGCUUGUCUAUAACGGUGUACGUGCGGCACCACUUUGGGAUUCACAAAAACAACAAUUCGUUGGCAUGUUAACUAUAACUGAUUUUAUAAAAAUUCUACAAAUGUAUUAUAAGUCACCAAAUGCAUCGAUGGAACAAUUGGAGGAGCACAAGUUGGACACAUGGCGAAGUGUGUUACACAAUCAGGUUAUGCCAUUGGUUAGCAUCAGUCCGGAUGCUUCACUCUAUGAUGCCAUUAAAAUUCUCAUACACAAUCGUAUUCAUCGAUUACCAGUCAUUGAUCCAGCGACGGGCAAUGUUUUGUAUAUAUUAACACAUAAACGCAUACUGAGGUUCCUUUUCUUAUAUAUUAAUGAAUUACCAAAGCCCUCGUAUAUGCAAAAGACCUUGCGUGAUUUAAGGAUCGGCACAUACGACAACAUUGAGACUGCAGAUGAGAACACAAGCAUUAUUAUGGCGUUGAAGAAAUUUGUCGAGCGACGAGUAUCUGCGUUGCCGUUGGUAGACUCUGAAGGACGGCUUGUUGAUAUUUACGCGAAAUUUGAUGUAAUUAAUUUGGCCGCAGAAAAGACCUACAACGAUUUAGAUGUCUCACUACGCAAAGCCAAUGAACAUCGCAACGAAUGGUUCGAAGGUGUACACAAUUGUCGUUUAGACGAAACACUCUACACAAUUAUGGAGCGCAUUGUGCGCGCCGAAGUGCAUCGUCUCGUCGUCGUCGAUGAGAAUCAGAAAGUGAUUGGUAUUAUCUCAUUAUCCGAUAUACUGUUGUACCUGGUUUUACGCCCAAGCGGCGAAGGUUUAGGCAACGCUGACAAUUCACUACGCGCAUCAGAUCCCAUACUGAAGCGUAAGUCGUCCGAUGAUGAAGAUGCUGAUACAAAAUCAUCGGGUAGUCGUAGUAUUAUUGAAGAUAUACCCGAAGAAGAGCCAGCAGCUGUGGUGACAACUACAGUGCUGCCACCAACGGGUGAAGAAUCAGCUAUUAUUGUGACGAAUAGUGACAAAUUUAAACGUGAAUUAUGUGAGGAAGUUGAUGCUUCCACACAACAACAAAAGCAGAAUGGUGAUAGUAAUGCCGCCGAAGUGUCCUUUGCCGCCGAGGCGGAAGAAGAUCCUGUAGAAGAGGAUGCCGAGCCGUUAAGUGAUAAUGAUGAUGAUGUCGUAACUGGGCAAUAUGUGGACCUAAAGAAAACGCUUGGUGCGACAACGGACGAUGAUACAGAAUUGGAGACAGCAGCGUCGGCAGCAUCAGCGUUGGGUGGUGGUGUGCCAACAAGGACGGCACAUGAAAUGGCACUUGUUAGUGAAUAAAUUUACAAUACAUAUACACAUAUAAAUAUAUAUAUAUAUAUAUAUAUAGUUAUAUAUUUCAACAUAUAAACAUAUAUAUAUACAUACAUACACACAUACAUAUAGUUUGCGUUUUUUAUUUUUUAGUCAAACGAAAAUUUUUUAACUUUGAUUGUUGUUACUAUAAAUGCUUCGAAACCUUAAGCAAACAAAUAAAACUAAAAAUAUAUAAACGAAUUAACAUUCAAUUUGAAUGUAGAGGUUUGCAUGUAAAUCAAUCUUGUGCAAUUAACGGCAACACGACGACGCUGAAGUCACUGAAGUCGCUGAGUCGCUAAAGCUCACGAGCACUGAAGGUGCACAGACUUCAUUAAGGAGCAAUGUAAGGAACAAACAAGUACAGUUAUCAAGCUUUUGAUUUUAAAAGGGCUUUACAAACUCUUAUAUUUUAAUAAAAGAUUAUUUUUUUUUUUUGUAUUUAAGUAGAAAUUAUUGGAAAAUAGCGAAGCAACAAAAAAUUCUUAAAAAUUGCUUGUAAAAUAAAAGUCAUUAAAGAAAUCAUGUCGUAAGUUGUAGGCAAAGUAUGAAACAGUACAUGCUAUAAACUAAUAGUAACUAUGUAUGUUAAUGGGACAGGAAGGCUGGAUAAGAGAAAUUUGUGGAUAAUGAUGUAAAUGUGUAAAAUUUGUAACUAACAAGCUUCCCAUAUUAUAAACACCAUAAACAUAUAGAUUUCAUAACACAUAACAUAAAUAUGUAUGCACGCUUUUGUGGCAGAGUAAAUAAACCAUAAAAAGAAAUAUUUUAUUUAUGUAAAGAUAUAAUUAAUUAAAAACGAAUUAGCUUACAACCAUACACAAACAGAAGCAUAAAAAGCUAAUAAACUCAAAUAAUUGUAAAAAAAACGAAGAAAAAAGAGGUUUUAAUUGCAAACAAAUACGGAAACAAAGAGACCAUACCAACUAAAAGCAGUCGCUUUUCCAUAUACAUACAAACAAA
This is a messenger RNA of Ceratitis capitata (Mediterranean fruit fly), 5622 nucleotides long. RefSeq lists its product as uncharacterized. The transcript has 11 exons. Lineage: Eukaryota; Metazoa; Arthropoda; Insecta; Diptera; Tephritidae. The record is from RefSeq and is a predicted model, not a curated record. The coding region runs from base 355 to 4644 and encodes 1429 amino acids.